Misgurnus anguillicaudatus (oriental weatherfish) is the source of this 4699-nucleotide messenger RNA. RefSeq names its product ventricular zone expressed PH domain-containing 1 (gene veph1). The record is from RefSeq and is a predicted model, not a curated record. Gene Ontology annotation, molecular function: phosphatidylinositol-5-phosphate binding. Gene Ontology annotation, cellular component: plasma membrane. Lineage: Eukaryota; Metazoa; Chordata; Actinopteri; Cypriniformes; Cobitidae. Gene Ontology annotation, biological process: regulation of signal transduction.
UGUGUUUAUGUAGAAAAUAGGGUAAAAAAAAUUAACUAGUAGGAUCAUAUCUGUUAUUCCGUUUAUGCACCUGUUGCUGAAUGUAAUACCAGCACAGAUCGCAGGGUGGCGUGAAUUCACCACCAGCACAUAAGUGACUGACUGUAAAUAAAAUAUCGUCCUGUGGGAGAAGUUGACAAAGAGAGCGUGCAUCUCUCUUUGGACUAUUCAUAACAUUUAUUCGUCGACAUUUUGGUUUCAGAUCAGCUCUAGAGACACGGAUUCGUUGGACGGAAAGGAUCGUGAUUCCGGGCUGAGGAGGACACUGAAGCAUUGACUGUCCAUCAAAGUCAUCUUCAGGGGUGGAAAUUCUUAACAUAGUCCCGGGUGAUGAGAAGGAUCACUAAAUGUGACUAUUGUUCGUGUCCUGGCACACAUGUGCCGGAUGCAUCCCCAUCACUUUCAAGAUGAUGUCAGGUUGUCGUGGUAACACAGGGCAGCAGAGGCCGUCUGCCGAAGCUUGAGUCUGUCCCAGAAUGCACCAGCUCUUUCGUCUAGUGUUGGGUCAGAGGGACCUGUCCCGUGCCGGAGAUCUCUUCUCUUUGGAUGACUGUGAGAUUGAAGACUGUCUGUCUGAAGCCCUGGAGGAAAUCAAAAUCAUAUCCUGCUCUCCAGACUACCUGACCAAUGACAACGAUCAGGCGGUGGUGGAGAUCUGCAUCACUCGCAUCACUACAGCCAUCAGGGAGACAGGUUCAAUCGAGAGGCAUGGAGCAGCUCUCGUGUCACUGUGGGAGUCGUGUCUCGAGCAUAACCUCCAGCCACAGGGUAAAGAUGAAGACACACCGCAUGCCAAGAUCGCCUCUGACAUCACCAGUUGCAUACUGCAGAACUACAAUAGGCCUCCAGUGAUGGCGCUGGCCGUGCCUGUGGCGGUUCGAUUCUUGCAGCAGGGGAACCAAGAGCUGAGCAGAAACAUGUCCAGCUACUUGUCACUGGCUGCCAUUGCUAAAGCUGAACUUCUGGCCCAACACACGCAGGCCAUCACACGCAGCGUUCUGGGAGGUAACUCCAUGCUGUUGAGGGUGCUGCCAUCUUUGUAUCCACGACAACCGGAGCCCAUCCACCAUCACGUGCGCGAACUGACUGCGCUGAUGUCACAGCUGGACCAGACCGGCAGACAGCAUCUGAUCCGACUGCUGCAGAUGAUCUCUGACCUUAACCCUCUGGUAUUGUCUGCUUUGGUGCCGUCUUUGAUUGGUUACCUCAGCGACUGUGAUCUGGGUGAUGCUGUACUGAGCGUGUUGGUGAAUGUGGCUCAGUCCAGCCCCUCAUCCCUCGCACCCUUCCUGUCAAUGCUGAGAGGUGUGGGUCAACAGAACCCUGCGCUGCUUGGACACAUCGCUAAGAUCCAUGGAGCAGUGGGUCAAACCUGUGAGGCACAAGCUCGUGGGGCGCUGCAGUAUCUGGUGUCUCUGUUGGAGAGUAUGGAGCACAGCGUCCAUCACACACUGCUGCUAGAGAUUCGCUCUCUGACCGAUCGCUACACCUCCAUACUGGGGGGCGGAGGCAAAGACAUCUACCGCAUGAGCAACAGUUUCACAGCCAUCGCUCGACUGCUGGGACGCAAGCUGGAGGCUGAAAGUCCAGCGCCCAGAAGAGAGGAGAAGGUCCAUGAAAUGACCAGACCAUGUGAAGUUAAGUUUAAUUCUGACGUCUUCACCGAAGACCAGCGGCUGCAGGUGAAGAUCCAGGGCUUUGAGGAGAAGUUGGAUGAUGAGAAGGUGGAGUCUGAGGAAGAGGACGUGUCUCCAGGGCAUCAGAGACGUCACAGUCUGUGCCAGGCAGCACGAGACGAGCGCAGAGAGAUGAGGUUCAACAGGUCAAAGAGUCUGGCUCUUCACGUCGUCCGCACACGAUCCAUUAACUCUGACAGCAGCCCAGAGGGUGAGGGGGUGGAGCUUAAUCCAGAACCUGAUCCAUGUGUGACCAAUCCCAGCCCAGAGACCAGCUCUGCCCCCUCAUCUCCACAGGAAAACCACGCCAGCACCACAGAGACCAAACAAGACACAAUUCCAAAGAACGAGGGGCAAACGGUAGAAGCUGGAGAUCCCCGGGAGGGAGAUCGCCUGUGGACCCACCUCCGAGACAACAUGGAGGAAAUUAAAACCUUCUGUGCGGAAAUGAUCAAACAAAUCCCUAUACCUGACCAAUGUGUCAUUGAAGAGUCACAGCGUGGUUAUGUAGCUAAGCUGUCAUUCUCUUGUCCAAUGAAAGGACAUUAUUGCCUGUAUGGGAAGUCCAGUUUCUCCUUAUACAGCCGUCAACCGCACCUCUGGAUCCAAAUCAUGCUGCUCACUCUGCAGAGCAAAAUGAGUGAGGUGCUGUGCUCUCAGGAUGAAUGUGUUCAACAGUUAAAGAGACUGUGGGAGAAAACACAGCUGACAGGAGCUCACAGCUUUGAGCUGGCCAUCACCCAGACUGCUGUUCCUCACAAGAAGGAUGUGGACAGUUUGCAGAUCUUUCUGGAAGAAGUGCGUUUCUUUGAUCUGUUCAGCUACAGUGAGGAGGAGGGCGGCUGGCUCUGUUUCAUGUGCAGUAACCCUGAAAAGGCCACAGGUGUUAAUCAGGAUGGUCAGCCGCUCAUUGAAGGCAAGCUGAAGGAAAAACAGGUGCGCUGGAAGUUCAUCAAAAGGUGGAAAACGCGUUACUUCACUCUGGCUGGUAACCAGCUUCUCUUCAGAAGAGGAAAAUCAAAGGACGAGCUGGACAACAGCACAAUUGAACUGAGCAAAGUUCAAAGCGUCAAGGUUGUUGCAAAGAAGAGACGCGACCGCGGGCUGCCCAGGGCCUUCGAGAUCUUCACCGAUAGCAAGACCUACGUGCUGAAAGCUCAAGAUGAGAAACAUGCGGAGGAAUGGCUCCAGUGCAUCAAUGUGGCCGUAGCCCAAGCCAAAGAGCGAGAGAACCGGGAGGCCACCACGUACCUGUGACGCAUCACGCUCAUACCAACUUAACACUUCAUCAAACGUCUCUUGUGGUUCUUCACUGGCAUAAUCCUGCAUAGAUGGUCAGUUACUGUCACUGUCCACUUUGGUGAUGGACAUAUAAAAGGCCAAAAAUGGGGCGCUAUUUGUGAGCACCCUUUUGAAUCGUCACUGACAAACGGUGCACAUCUCAUGGAUUUAACGUGAAGUGAAGUGUAUAUUUGGGACACGACCAAAGGGAAGACUGACGUUUAAACUGAAUGAUGUGGACACAUACCUGUGCUACACUUCAUCCUGAAGAUCAUUUUAUGGAAGUAUUAAUAGUAUUUGGAAUUAUUUAGCCGGCUUUCCACUGCACACGACAAACGACGGCCGAUAAGCCGGAAGUCAUUCAUUUCCUAUGGAGAGUCGCAAAGUGAGGUGCCGACCAUCUGCGGAUGCGUAAAUAUCGGAUCCGUUUUGAGCGUUGGAUUUGUUCAAAAAAUUGAACUUGUGCGACUAAACCGCAUGCAAUAUGCCGACCGGAAUUUAUGAUUUUCAUUGUAUUCCAAUCACAAAGUGUGUGUGAGUUGAAAAUUAUUAAUCCUUUUGGUUUAACUUUAUUAGUAACACUUGAAUCCUUAAAAAAACACUGUUGAUUACUGAUAAGUAAUACAUUAUUAAUUUAAUUUGUGUACGUUAUUAUUUAAUCUUGUCUAUAUAUGUUCUCUCCAAAAAAAUAUUUGCAAUCUUUGUCAUAUAUGCAUAGCUGUUUUUUGUUUCGUUCAUUUGCGUUCAUUUAUUUUAUUAUUUCACCAUGGUAAACAUAUUAGAAUGAACCUUUGGCGCUGGAAUGAGCUUCUCUCCCAUAUACGAUUAAACUGAAACUUCAUUACGACUGCCACUAGGGGGAGAACUCCGACUGUCGUUUCCGUAUGUCGUGUGCAGUGGAAAGGCGGCUUUUGGGAUCAUAUGAUGUGUCUUCAAGAAAACAGCAGGACAUGUUUGUAAUAAUAACUGUGCGGUCAGUAUCUGUAAAUGUAGAAACUGGUAGGCUAUAUUACUGCCAGUUCCAAUGACAGACUUUUAAUAGCAAUAAUAAUGUGAAAUAUUUAAUUUUCAAUUAUAAAUAGUUCACCCAAAAAAAUGAAUAUUCUGUCAUAAUCGUCAUGUUGUUGUAAACCUGUAUGAUUUUUUUUCUGAUGAACACAAAAGAUAAAAGUUUGAUAAAUGAUGGUAAGCACACAACUGACAGUAACCAUUGACUUCCAUAGUAGGAAAAACUAAAUAUUUUGGAUGUAUUGUGAUAAAUGAUGAAGAAGAUAUUUUAAUAAAUGAUGGUAAGCACACUGUUGAUGGUACCCACUGAAUUACAUCGUAUUUGUUUUUUCUACUAUGGAAGUCAAUGGUUCCAAUCAGCUGUGUGCUUACCAUCAUUUAUCAAAAUAUCUUCUUUGUGUUAAUCAGAAAAAAGACAUUCAAACAGGUUUAUAACAACAUGAUGAUGAGAAAAUAAUGACAGAAUUUUCUUUUUUGGGUGAACUAUCCCUUUAAAAGUGACAACAACAACAAGUGCCUUAGUGCUGGGCAAAGAUUAAUCGCGAUUAAUCGCAUACAAAAAAGUGAUUUUUGGCCUAAUACUUUAUAUGAGUGAGUGCUGUGUGUAAUUAAUAUGUAUAUUUAACCACACACACAUACAUAUAUUUAUUUCAGAAGUUUUUUAUUGCUAUAUAUAUAUAUAUAUAUAUAUAUAU